Messenger RNA from Bombyx mandarina (wild silkworm), 1274 nucleotides. Its product is annotated as androgen-dependent TFPI-regulating protein. Gene Ontology annotation, cellular component: endomembrane system; membrane. The record is from RefSeq and is a predicted model, not a curated record. NCBI's taxonomy places the organism in Eukaryota, Metazoa, Arthropoda, Insecta, Lepidoptera, Bombycidae.
CAAAACAAAGAGAAAAAAACCCACUGAUUAUUUACUGAUUAGUGAUUUCUGAUUGUGAUAAUGCCACAAUGAUUAACAAAUAUGAAUAGAAAAUUAGAUUAAAAAGGUACACACUACAAAUCCUACAUAAAUACACUUCUGUUAUACACUUUAGGCUCGACAAUGUUUCAUGUUUCAUGUAUUAAUUUGGUGUCAUAUUUAAGAAUUUCAUUCCACUUCGUCGCUUUCGUACAUUUAGUGGUAACCGCGGUCGUGACAUUGUCUAUUGAUACGACCGUUGAUGCAGAUCCCAGGAUACGUAAUUAUUUCUACAUCAGAUGGAUGCUCCUCACUUGUUGGUUUAAUCUGAUAAUGCUUUGUUAUUUGCCGAUCGUCAUCUAUUGCGAGUGGAACAGCUGUGGACUUGGUAGCGGAGGACGGAAAUGCAUUCCAUUACUGAAAAAGAUUGCGGACGUCACGAUGACCAGCGUUGUGGCACCCACAACUUUUAUGGCAGAUAUAGUAUUUUGGACGACGAUGAUAACCAACCCGGAGAUGAUGGCUCCACCGAAACUAUUCGACUACCUCCCGUACUGGUGCCAGCACUCGCUGCACACCGUGUCGGCGGUCGUUGUAAUCGGAGACUUGAUACUGACUCCAAGGAGGAGGCCAAGGAAUCUUGCACCGCGUUUCACGAUUAUGACAGCUUUUUAUUUGUUUUAUCUCAUUGUGCUAUACAUCAAUUAUCUGAACGGACAAAUAGUGUAUAACGCCAUCGAUAGUCUACCAGGCUCCAAAUUAAGAACUAUAUCCUUGGCCGUUUACACCGGCUACGUGGUUUUCUUUUAUCUACAGUGGAUGUUAAUAGAUCUUGUGUGGAGAUAGCGUCUGCGAAAAUACUAUAAUCUGAUCUACUCAGUGAUUUUGUUGUUGUUUUUUGUUUUUGUGUGGCGACAUCCCUAGUUACCGAAGUGCCCAUCACUAGCGGCGGAACACGCCAAAAUACAAGCACCACAAAGCAGCUAGCGGCGGUGUUCUCGGCGGUAUCAUUUAGAGCGUUAUACACGCUGCGCUUUGGCGGUCGGUGCCACAUGAACAAACACCGCCAACUGUUCCCAUUUGUUGGCAUUUCUUGACGGCGUUACACCUGCCGCGGCUUCCAGAAGGAAGACAGAAGCAACAAAAAUCCCACAAAACAAGCUAUCAGCUUCUUGCGCAGUGAGCCAGGGACCCCACAGCCCUGGUUGCUCCGAGGCCUGAUUCGUGCCUCCGCAAGUGCUCACGAUAACUCAGCA